Messenger RNA from Fimicolochytrium jonesii, 1108 nucleotides. Its product is annotated as 3,4-dihydroxy-2-butanone 4-phosphate synthase. The record is from RefSeq and is a predicted model, not a curated record. Gene Ontology annotation, biological process: aerobic respiration; riboflavin biosynthetic process. The transcript has 2 exons. Bases 220 to 879 code for a protein of 219 amino acids. Gene Ontology annotation, molecular function: 3,4-dihydroxy-2-butanone-4-phosphate synthase activity. Lineage: Eukaryota; Fungi; Chytridiomycota; Chytridiomycetes; Spizellomycetales; Powellomycetaceae. Gene Ontology annotation, cellular component: mitochondrial intermembrane space; cytosol.
CUCUGUAUCUGUGCUUUGUCAACCAACACCCGCUUCCGAGCAAAACACUGCUUGCUAUAAGUUCUUGCAACUUCCGAGGCCCUCAGAGUCAUCGCAACCGCCCUCCCGCCCUCCUCCCUCACUCGCCCCCCUCACUCCUCUUUAGACCUUGUCGCAGAACUCGCACCCUCCGAGUUCUCUCACUCUAUAGCAGUUUAGCAGUAUCCACCCGACCCCGCAAUGGCAAACCCAACUCCAAACGGCGAACAGGCUUCCGAGUUCGACUCCAUCGAAGACUCCAUUGAGGCUUUCCGCAAUGGAGAGUUCCUGGUAGUCGUAGACAACGAGGACCGCGAAAACGAAGGAGACCUCAUCAUAGCCGGCGAAGACUUCACCCCCGAAAAGGCCGCAUUCAUGAUCCGCUACACCAGCGGGCUGAUAUGCGUAACAGUAGCUCCAGAACGUCUCGACGAACUCCAACUCCCCUUGAUGGUCCCCAACAACACCGAAAGCAUGCGCACAGCAUACACCAUCAGCGUCGACUACAAGCACGGAACCACAACGGGCAUCUCGGCAAAGGAUCGGAGCACCACCACAAAAGCUUUGGCCAACCCGGCAUGCAAGGCGGAGGAUUUCAACCGGCCCGGUCACAUCUUCCCGUUGAAACCGGUGCGCGGAGGGACGUUGAACAGGGUGGGCCACACGGAGGCGGCGCUGGACUUUGCAAAGCUGGCUGGGAAACAGCCCGUGUCGGCUAUCUGCGAGGUCGUGCUGGAUGACGGGCGGAUGGCGCGUAGGGACGAUUUGAAGGCGUUUGCGAAGCAGUGGGGGCUCAAGAUGUGUACGAUCAGCGACUUGGUGAAGUAUCGCCAGAGGAAUGGUCUUACUGAGCAGUGGUGAUGGGAUCAUAGCAUAGAGCUGUCGUAGCGGCUGGUGUUAUCCUUAGACCAGACCAUGAACCGUUCGCUCGCCACGUCUGAUAUAAUAUAGAGGAGUCAGUCUCCGUCUGCACAUCCUUGUUCCCCGCAUCUUCACAUCCCGUCAUACGAUAAUCUCUAUCAUAGCUACUCGCACAUCCUACCCCUCGCAUUGCAUAAGUGAUCGAGACGCACGUGAAAUCGAAUAAAAU